CUUAUAACGCCCCGACCGCCCACAGCUAAUGGGCCACCCACGCCCGCUCUCUCGGCCCGUGGGCCCCAUCCUGUCUGACGGUCGGUCCGUUAAUUUUCCAAGGCUCGGAAUCAUUGUUUACUGACCCUGCAAUCAACACCCGACCUUUCCCCAUGGUUUGGCCUCACUCGCAUGCUAUCGCGAAUCACUUCCCGAUAGGUCACCCAUCCUUCCACUACUCCAGCUCAAGCACGCUUAACUCUGGAGUUCUUUCAGGAUGUGCUCCGGAAAAGGUAAGUCAACUUUGCUGACAUAGGUAGCCAAAUCAAUUCUCUUAAGCCUUUUCACAUAUCACAACUCGGGAUGUUACAGAGAUUGUUAACCAUUCGAGCAUUGAACGGAAAGCAAACAGUGUUAAUUUACCCCUCUCCCUUAGAAUGAUUAAGAGGAAGCUACAAGAACAAGCUCUCAAAGAAGCUAGCGAGUCUAAUAACUGUUCUAUCUACAAAGCUUUCUCUUCUAUGGUCUUCAUGAUCGAUGAGCUCCGUAGCUUUGUGUUGCAGACUAGGGAGACUAUCUUCUACGAAGAAGACCUACAAAGUGUUGUUAAGAAGGAUAUGCACGCUUCAUUGCUGUGGAUUUUCCAAAGCGUGUUCUCUCAAACCCCUACUUUGAUGGUAUAUGUGAUGAUCUUGUUGGCGAAUUUCACUGUGCAUUCAGUUGCAUCAAAUCUAGCUGUACCAGCAUCACCCGUUACUGAAGGCCAAGAUCAGACGCAUCAAAGGUUUGAGUCUACAUUAUUAAGUCAUGUAGUAAGUGGCAAUUUUGAUAAGAUCUCCGGCUUAUCGACACAAGGGAUAAGAGAAGAUGGGCUGAGUCUGUGGAAUUCAAUGGUGGAAGAAGCUGAUCAAAUGCAAGACUCCCCUGUGGUUCGUGACAUAAGACUGAGUGAAAGGAUUGAAUUGGACGAUCAUGCUAGGACAGAGUCUGUAUAUGAGAUAAGUUUGGUUCAAGAACCAAACAACCCUUUGCUCUUAGCUAACUACGCUCAGUUCCUUUACCUCAUCUCUCAAGACUACGACAGAGCGGAGAUAUGCUUCAAGAAAGCCAUUGAGUCUGAAGAAGUAGACGCGGAAAUAUACAGCAAAUACGCAGUCUUUCAAUGGCGAGUUCUGAAUGAUAUCUGGGCGGCUGAGUAGAAUUUUCUAGAAGCCAUAUCAGCAGACCCGACCAACUCUUACUACGCCGCUAACUACGCUAAUUUCCUCUGGCAAACCGGUGGCGAGGAAACGUGUUAUCCCCUCGAAUCUUCUGAUUCUCCUCAGUAAAUCGCUUGAGACGCUAGAAGCCAAAGAAUGGCAGUGUGAAUGGUGGGGAUUUGUUAGUAGAGAUUUGCAGUAAAAGACAACGACAAGAAUUAGGUAGAGGAAAAAAAAAACAUGAAAAUUGUAAGUAGUGUUUUUGACUGAAACAUUACUUCUACUUUUUUUUCCCUGCUUUUGCCUUUGUUAUCACUUAGAAGUCAAUUAGCACAUGCUGCAGAUUCAAACCUAACAUUUACGAUUGUUUUUUUGUGGUGAAAUAAUAACUGAGCAUAUUCCUAACAUCUGUAAUUUAACGAGGCUACAAUCGAUAUAGGAUUCAUACGUAUUAACUCACUGACGGAACAAGAAAAUGUUAAAUCCAAGGUAUGUUAUGCAUCUUUUUCAAUUGUAAAAAUAAGUAUGGGAAAAUACACAUUCUUGUAUUUGUGACAACCAUGUAAAUAGUUUGAUAAGAGCACCAUUAACGUAACAACCGAUAAUGGGGUGUUUAAUUUUUUUUUUUUUCUAAUUAAAAAAAAAAUUAAAAAAUAAACCAAUCGCGGGCCGCCACAUGUUAGUAGGGCCCGCGAACAGUGCAAUCAGUGGUGCUUAAAUAGGCUGCAGAAGAGCUGGUACUUAAAAUUUUGUGGAUUACACCCUGGGACCAACCCAAUAUUAUAUUAUUUUUUGUUAAGCACCCCCUAUAAACACUUGGGUUAAAGAUGCUAAGAUCUCACGAUUAAAAUAAUUAAAACAAAAAUAUGAAAAAGUGGAAGGAGAAUGACAAAUCUUUAGAAUCAUUUAUCCGCUAAAAUAAUAUUUUUAAAGAAAGGUGAGAGACCUCUUUCGUUAUGUGCCUUUUUCCUAUUUGUUAGAAAAAAUUAAAGAAAUAUGAUUGCUCACUAUGUGAAAUAUUGACCACUACAUUGCUAGCUAUGUAGACUGAACAAAUAUAUACGUAAAUGCACGAAGUAUGUGUUAUGCAUGACAAAAUUCCCUCAAGUUAAUGAUGUUACAUUGUUAAUAUCUCGAGCUUAAUUUUAUUAUUCCAAAAAAAGGCAUGGACAUCGAAAAUGUUAACUAUGUUUAAUUCUCCUGUCGAUCGAUUAAAAUUUGACCCAUCCGACCAUAUUUUAACCUGACCUAGCCCAUGAAAUUUGGCCAAACAAAUUUAAUAUCAACCCAAGAAAAAAGUUAAAUAUCGGGGAUGUCGUCUCUCUGUCACAAAAGGAUGAAAAUUUAAGAAAUUAGGGUUUUGAUUUAAAUCGGUGAGAGAUAAAUGAAGUUGGUGAAAUAGCGUUGGGGUUAUUGACCAAAAUCGAGAGAGGGAGGAGUUAAUCGAUUGUAGGAAUCAUUUACUCUUCUCUCUCGAUUUAGUCAAUUACCCCACACGAUUUCACCAACUUCCUUUUUCUCUCACCGAUUUGAAUCGAAACUCUAAUUUCUUAUAUUUUUCUUCUUUGUCGUGACAAAACGAAAACGUCCCCAAUAUCUAACUUUUUUCUUGGGCCAAUUUUAAAACCAAAUUUCAUUUUGUUUUAUUAUGAUGUGUUAGGUCAAAUUUUAGUUAAAUUAUCAUCGGGUGGGUAAGAUUUUGAUUGAUCAACAUGAGAAUUAAACAGAGUUAACGUCUCCAGCAUCAACAUCAAUUUUAGUAUUAAUGAAAUUAAGCUUGUGGUGUUAACUAGCAAAAUAGACUUUUAAUUCCUCGAGUAUUUGUAAUCAGCACUUUUAAUAUCCAACUUAGGCAUGAGCAUAAUAUCCGUAACCCGAAAUCCGAUCCGUAUCCGGUGCGAAAUGUAAAAAAUAUCUGAAUGGGUCUUGUAAGGUGGUACAAAACAUAUCCGAACCCGAAGUGUUAUUAACCAAACCUGAACGGGUAACCCGAAAAA
Messenger RNA from Brassica napus (rape), 3175 nucleotides. RefSeq lists its product as uncharacterized. Gene Ontology annotation, molecular function: protein binding. The record is from RefSeq and is a predicted model, not a curated record. Bases 417 to 1178 code for a protein of 253 amino acids. The transcript is spliced from 2 exons. Lineage: Eukaryota; Viridiplantae; Streptophyta; Magnoliopsida; Brassicales; Brassicaceae.